Molecule: messenger RNA, 234 nt
Organism: Hydatigera taeniaeformis
Lineage: Eukaryota; Metazoa; Platyhelminthes; Cestoda; Cyclophyllidea; Taeniidae
Source: the annotation of a GenBank genome assembly
GCUUUGUCCGGUUUACCUGGCGGGCCACCACCACCUAUGCCUGAUUGGGCGAUUAGCAAGGCUGAGCAAAUCCAAUACUCUGCAGUCUUCACAAAAUUGGACAAAAAUAUGGAUGGAAUGGUCACCGGAACUGAUGUUCGUGAUUUCUUCAUCCACUCAAACCUUCCGCAGUCCGUGUUAGCGCACAUUUGGGAUUUGGUUGAUCUUCAAAACACCGGUUCUCUAAAUCAGUAA